Messenger RNA from Sitodiplosis mosellana (orange wheat blossom midge), 3078 nucleotides. It is a transcript of the gene Hydr2, whose product is annotated as abhydrolase domain-containing protein 2. Bases 759 to 1970 code for a protein of 403 amino acids. The transcript has 6 exons. Gene Ontology annotation, biological process: steroid hormone receptor signaling pathway; acylglycerol catabolic process; medium-chain fatty acid biosynthetic process. The record is from RefSeq and is a predicted model, not a curated record. Gene Ontology annotation, cellular component: sperm plasma membrane; sperm flagellum. Gene Ontology annotation, molecular function: acetylesterase activity; monoacylglycerol lipase activity. NCBI's taxonomy places the organism in Eukaryota, Metazoa, Arthropoda, Insecta, Diptera, Cecidomyiidae.
AGUAUGAUAAAGCGAAAGCCGAAACACAACACAAAACCGUAUGUAUCCAAAGAGAGCCGCAUGACAUACGCGCUAUAUGUCUGUAUUACUUCAUUUAUUGUUUAGAUUGCUGAGCGUUAGGGAAGGCAUCAGUUCAGUUUACAUUGUGCGAAUCAGUGUGAGAGAAAAAGUGAGAGAAAAAAGAACUACUACGCUGUUACGAUGAAAAAUUCAUUUGAUUGAAUUAAUUUGAUUGUAAUUUCAAAUUCGACCAAUUUGUAAUUGAAUGUGAUUCAUCAGGUGUGCCGUUGCUGUUCGAGUGAACACUGAACAUUCUAAUAAAUUCAUGACAAUUGUGCUUUAGUUUGGGCAUUCGUUUUAAGCGUGUUCCGUGUGUAUGUGCAUAAGAGCAUAGAGAAAGGGUGAUGUUUUUUUCUCCUCUCUAAAAAGACGAUAUCUGACAGUAUUGUAUGUAGCGUGUUUCACGGCUACUGUGGAAAGUUUCUAGAAAAUUCGAUUUGAUCAAUGAAAAAUAUUUGACUGCGAAGGAAAUUUGUGAUAAACUGAUAACCUUAACUUGUUUCGACGAUCCAAAAAAAAAAAUGGAACACAGUCUGUUCAUGUGAAAUGAAAAAAAAAACAAGAGAAACAUUGAAGGCGAACAUUUUUUUUCAUUAUAGCGUUCAAAUAACGCGACGUGUAUUUUAUUAAAUAUAGAAAGACGAAUAGACACACAAAAAACAUAGUGACAAAGUUGAAAACAAAAAAAAACUAAAAUAAUGUAUACCAUAUCGCCGGCCUUCCUAACAUUCGUCGGAGUAGUAUUUUGCAUUCUAUUUCGGAAUUUCGUCAAUUGUCAACCAAUCAAACCAUAUAUAGCAUGUUUUGAUGAAUCAUUUCUUGACUGUAUCUUCAAGUAUGCCCCAAUCCUUCGCGAUCCAUAUGUUCCGACAUUGUGGGGCUAUUCGGGACAUUUGCAAACAGUAUUCCAUAGUAUAGUUGGUCGUGUCAAAUGCCCAUGGCCAUCCGGUGAACGAAUAUACAUGACGUUAGACGAUAAUUCAACACUCACAUAUGACCUGUAUCAACCAUUGAACGAACCAAAUGAUGAUGUGACGGUAGCUAUAUGCCCUGGAAUUGGUAAUUCGUCGGAAACAGUAUACAUACGGACGUUUGUUCAUUUGGCUCAAUCGAUGGGAUAUCGAUGUGCCGUACUCAAUCAUAUUGGCGCACUGCCAUCCGUUGAAGUAACGUCUAGUCGGAUAUUUUCAUACGGCCACACCGGAGAUUAUCAAGCAAUGGUUAAGCAUUUGGAACAAACGCAUCCAUCGACAUACAUCGUUGCGGUUGGCUUUAGUCUUGGUGGUAACAUAGUCACCAAGUAUAUGGGCGAACAAGAAGGAACAAUGCCACGAAAUGUAAUAGGCGGCAUAUCAAUAUGUCAAGGAUAUAAUGCUGUCGAAGGUACGCAGUUCCUGUUAAAUUGGGAGAAUUUCCGACGCUUGUAUUUGUAUGUGAUGACGGAAAAUAUGAAGCAAAUCAUACGCAAGCAUAAGCAUGUUUUAUUAUCCGAGGAUGUGAAGAAGAAGCACGGCAUCAACGAAUCCGAUAUUUCAUAUGCAUUAACACUGCCCGCUCUGGAUGAAGUUUACACACGUAAAAUUCACAACUUUCCAUCGGUCAACGAUUUAUACCAAUGGAGCUCAUCGCUUAAUUACUUACAGUACAUUAAGAAACCCAUGGUGUUCAUUAACUCAAAAGAUGAUCCGCUUAUUCCAGAAUCGUUGCUUGAACCCAUCAAAAAGCAUGCAAGUAAACACCCCAAUACUCUGUAUGUUGAGGUAGCCCACGGUGGCCAUUUGGGCUUCUAUGAAGGUGGUCACAUUUUUCCAAAUCCGAUCACUUGGCUAGACCGAGCUACAAUUGCCAUCAUCGGUGGCAUUGUACUAUCCAACAAAAAUCGAUUAAUGCACAAAGUUGAAAUCGAUUAAGGGGGGUUCGCAUUCGACCACGUUCGUUUGAAACGACGCAGAGUUCUUUUUUAAAAAUACAAAUUAUAAAAUAUGACAUCGUUUGGAUUCCAACAUAUUUGUCUAACACUGUCAAACCAAAAUACGAGUAUAAAAGCCAAAUAAAAAGCCCACGCAUUUUAUGAACCAUCAUCGAACAACAGAAGAAGAAGAAAACAGAUACGGAAAACAUCAAAACACACAUUGUUCGAGACAUCUCAUAUUCAUAAAUGUGUAUUCGCCGCCAUUCCCAUCUGUCGCUCCGUUUAUUUCGUCCAACAAAUUGUAAUUUCCAUUUGAUUUUAGCGCUCAAAUCUAGAUGAGAGCUGCAUCGUGGUUUUACUUAAUGUCUUAUUUUCGGUGCAAGAGAUAUUAAAUAAUGACAGCACUUAUUUAUUCUAAAGAAAACAUCAUGAUACAAAAACAAACGAAAAACUAUAUCAAGUGAUUUUUUUUGAUGCGUUAAGUGAAUGAAUUUUAAUUCGAUUGAUAACGAAAAAAUAAAAAAAUAAACAUAAAUUACACAAAUGCUUAAUUUAUAAGUUUUACAGGCAGGAUUGAGAUUUAAGAUUUAGCGUGAAUAUAAUUUUUAAUAUUGAUGUACGCUUACAUUCGUUCGUUUUAUUUGUUUUGAGUAAUGAAUAAAACACACACAAAAACUAAAGUGUAAUUAGUUUCAAGAAGAAAAGGGGAAAAAAUUGAUCAACCACAUUAAACCACAUGACACCAUCGUUGCUCCGCCUCAGUGUGUUCACAUCGGACACACACAUUCAUCUAUAAUUCUAUAUUUAAAUAUAUAAAUAGCAGUUUACUAAGAGAGGCUCAAUUUUUUUUUCCAUUUUUACACAGGGAUUUAGUUCUCCUUUAGAUAUUAUUUCGUACGAAUAUAUAUAUAGUUUCCUUUGGGAAUGACAUUCAACAUCCAAACUAAAUUGCUUUUUUUUUUAAAACAUUCCCAACUGUACACACAAACGGAAUUAAAACAAACAUACACAUACAGUUGCAUUUAGGUAAAUUUAAUUGUUAAAUUAUUCGAAAGAAAAAUAAUCAAAUGAAACGAAAGAAAAUAAAAAAAAACAGUAAAAUCAAA